UGAAAAAAGCCCUUCAGAGACCUUAGCAUCCAGAAACAUUGGAUGGACAGCAGGUGCAGCACCAGGACAAAAGAGGACGGGAAAAAGCAUUUCAGAGACUGUUCAGUGGAGCUCCUGUUCGAGGCAUCCCGGAGCGUCUAUCUUCGGAAAGAUGGCACCAGCCAAGACACAGUUCCAAUGCCUGCUGCUGGUCCUGCUGCUGGGGUUGUGGGUGGCCGAGAGUCCAGUCAGUGCCAAGCCCAGUGGCAUGACCUCAGCUCAGUGGUUUGAAACACAGCACGUACAGCCCGACCCUGAACCAUGUAGCACAGCAAUGCCCAAGAUCAACCAGUACAACAAAUACUGCAAAAACAUCAACACUUUCCUGCACGAGACCUUCACCAGCGUGAUCCCCAUCUGCAACACCCCCAGCAUCGCCUGCAAGAACGGCAAUGACAACUGCCAUGAGAGCUCAGCACCUGUGUCCAUGACCAAUUGUCAGUAUGUUUCAGGGUCAUAUCCAGAUUGCAAGUACAAGCAAACAGAACAGGUUGCAAACUACAUUGUGGCCUGUGACCCUCCACAAGCCAAGGACGACUCAUCAUACAAGCUGCUCCCCGUGCACUUUGAUAAAAUUGUCUAAGGCUUGCUGUCCCACAAACUCCGCAGGCUUUUUCUUCCGCUGCUGUAUUUUCUCUCUAAUUCGUUGCAAAUACCAUUUCCUACCCACAAAACCAACCUCACAUGCUCUUGAUUCUUUAGGGGGUUCAUGGAUGCUUCAAAUGAUGGGGGAAGAAGGAUCAUUCUCUUUAGCCUCUCUGUUGCUUCCUUUGCUUCUUGUGUGUGGUGCUGCAAGGCCCUUGGAGAUUGAGGCAUGCAGGGUCUCAAGAUGGAUCCAGGUUGUAAAAGGCCUCUGACUUCCAUCACCUAGGAGACCCGCUUAAAGAAGAAGGAUAUAUAGAAUUACAAGUACAAAAAAGUCAGGGCCGUGGUUGGACAGCUCAAAGAAGGGCAGGAGACUCUUGUGUUGGGCAAAGGAAUGCAUUUGGUUUUGAUGAAAUAAAAGACUCUCUGCUAUGCUGAAUGUGUUCUUGUCUGGAGCAGGGGCUGGGUAGGAUGGGGAUGGGGGUGCAGCGGAGGAAAGCUG
Molecule: messenger RNA, 1126 nt
Organism: Ochotona princeps (American pika)
Lineage: Eukaryota; Metazoa; Chordata; Mammalia; Lagomorpha; Ochotonidae
Product: ribonuclease 7
Exons: 3
Coding region: 152-622 (156 amino acids)
Biological process (GO): defense response to fungus; defense response to Gram-negative bacterium; defense response to Gram-positive bacterium
Molecular function (GO): RNA nuclease activity; nucleic acid binding
Source: RefSeq, a predicted model, not a curated record